This is a messenger RNA of Kwoniella shivajii, 1278 nucleotides long. RefSeq lists its product as uncharacterized. Bases 1 to 1278 code for a protein of 425 amino acids. The transcript is spliced from 3 exons. The record is from RefSeq and is a predicted model, not a curated record. NCBI's taxonomy places the organism in Eukaryota, Fungi, Basidiomycota, Tremellomycetes, Tremellales, Cryptococcaceae.
AUGGCUGUGCAAGAUGACAAGUUCCGAUCCUGCCUCCUUGAAUCAAGUGAACAGGAUGACACUUCAAAUUCAACACCUUCACAUGCGCCCGAACUUUUAUGGGAAGUCGAGAACACAAUCGAAAUAUUCAUUGGACAAGUUGACAGCUGGGACUCUUUGAUUACGCCCUUGGAAUAUACGGUUGACGACGAUAUAGAUGGAAUGCUCGAAUUAGAGUGGAACGUCUGGAAUGUGAAAGAAGAGAGUGCUAAUGAGGUUAUCAAUACUCUCUUCCCCUCACUCAGCAGCGCCAGUCGUCUCCACAAGAGCCAGAGGAAAGAAGGCAGAUCCCCGAAGAAAUCCACACAAUUGUCGCCCCCCGUCAUCCAGGAGAAAUCAUCUAUUUUAUCCAGAAAAUCAACUUCGGAUCUCCCAAUCCCUCGUUCACACAGUAUACAAAGGCCUCCAUAUGAAAUGAAGAAAGCGAAAUCACUUCCUACCAUACUUGGAAGCACUUCUUUCGCUUUACUCGAGGGAGCUUCUAAUACUCUUCGACAGCUUAUUCCAGGAUUAAACAAGACUCCGAUAUACGAGGAACCAGAGAAAUAUGGUUCGGCUUCAGUCAAAUCUUCUUCAGCUUCUCGUCGUUCAUCAAAGACUUAUAAAACCUAUCAUUGUUAUUGCAAAAAUAAAACGAUUGCAGGCGAUUCCGGAAGUACCCCAAGUUCCAGUACGAGCUCGAGUACCGACUCGGCUGCGAGUUCAUCAAGUGAUCAAUCCAUCUGGUCGCUUGUAACUUUGAUCUCAUCUUCAAAUGAAUCAUCAUCCCUAGAUCCUCAGACCGGCGAUGAGCUGAAACGACGUUCACUCGUUCCAUUCGUCAACGAUUUCAAGCCAAAAUCGAGAUUACAGGAAAGAAAGGAUGAUUCAAGGACAGCCUUGAAACCUAGAGUCAGAAAAUACUCCAAAGAGAUUCAAUUGGAAAAAGCUGAGAACCACAAAGCGAGGCUGAAGGAUCAACAGAAGCUUCGAAGAGAGGUUGAGUAUCUACGAGGUGGAAAAUUGUCCGCGUGGAGAGCACGUCUUUCACCUGUCUAUUCUCAAAUGUCGAGGGAGAUCAAGAGGAUCGAGAAGAAGGGUGUUCCUUGGUGGUUGUAUGAUCUUCAAGUACAUUUCGAUAAAAUCGUUCAAGUUUAUGGUGGAACGACAGAACUCCAUAGCGGAACAAUAGGAACGCCAACGGAGAAUAUAAUUGGUAUGACGGAAGACGUGUUUUUGGACAAGAUCCAUUCAUUAUAA